Molecule: messenger RNA, 3891 nt
Organism: Argentina anserina (silverweed cinquefoil)
Lineage: Eukaryota; Viridiplantae; Streptophyta; Magnoliopsida; Rosales; Rosaceae
Product: probable disease resistance protein At4g27220
Molecular function (GO): ADP binding
Source: RefSeq, a predicted model, not a curated record
AUGGAUAAGAUUGCCCCUGGAAUAGCCUCCGGAGUAGUUGUAAAACUUUUUGAUUUAACAAUUUUAUCGAUUGGUUGGCAACUGGGUUAUAUACUCUACUACAAAAAAAAUUAUCAGAAACUGCAGACCAAAUUGGAGGAUAUAAGUGCUGCUAGGGAGGAAGUUCAACAUCAGAUGGAUCAAAUUGAGUCUGCAGGGGGUGAAAGAAUUGAGACAACUGUUCUAAUCUGGAAGAGAAGAGCGGAUGAAAUCAUCACAAGGGUAGAGGAGUUCAUGAAGGAUGGCCGCCAUGCACAUACCGUGUGUUUUCAUGGUCUUUUUCUUCAUCCGGUGCUUCGUUAUCAGCUAAGUAAGAAGUCAAAGAAGCUUGUCAAGGAGAUUGAUGAACUUCAUGGAAAGAAGCAGUUCUCGAGCUUGUCAUAUAAAGUUCCCCUACUAGAUACGUAUCUCUUAUCUACCGGGCAUUACUAUGAAUUUGAUUCGAGAAAUGAUACUGUGUUGAAAGUGAUGAAUGAACUGAGAAACCCUGAUGCAGAAAUGAUUCUGGUGUGGGGAAUCGGGGGAGUAGGCAAGACCACACUCGUGGAAGAAGUUCUUAGGCAUGCUAUGAAUGAGAACUUAUUUGAUGAUGUGGUCAUGGUGAGAGAUGUUAAAGAGAACCCAGACCUUGUAAAAAUCCAAAAAGAAAUUGCCAAAAAGUUAUGUCUGUGUAUUGAUGAGAAGGAUACUCUUGCUGAAAGAGCACCCAAACUAUGUGAUAGGAUAAAAUGCAGUAGGAUUCUCAUAGCUUUAGAUGAUGUUUGGGAAGAAAUUAACCUCAUGGCUAUCGGUCUUCCUCGCUUGGUGAAUUGUAAAGUAUUGUUGACAAGUAGAAGCCGAAAGAAAUUGUCAUUGGAUAUGCGCACACAAGUAGAUAUUCCGCUUGAUGUUUUGAAUGAAGACGAAGCAUGGGAAUUAUUUGAGAAGAUGGCUGGUGAUGUUGUCAAAGAUAGCAGCAUACGAAGUGUGGCAAUUGAAGUAGCCAAGAAUUGUGGAAGGUUGCCAAUUUUGAUCGUCACAGUUGCAAGAGCAAUGAAAGACAGAAACAAGCUGAGUACAUGGAAAGACACCAGGAGACGCCUCGGAGGGUUUGACAAAAAAGAACUAAAGGAAAAGGCAUAUUUGGCUCUGGAAUGGAGUUACAAUCAAUUGGAAGAUAAAGAGCUCAGGCCGUUGUUCUUGCUUUGUGGGAUUCUUGUAGUUCAAAACCAUAUUUCUUUAACAGACCUGUUGAACUAUGGAUUUGGUUUGGGUUUGUUUAAAAAUGUUGAUACAAUUGACGAAGCACGAGAUGCACUGAAUGCACUGGUUGAAAAGCUUAGAGAUUCUUGCUUGUUGCUGGACAGUGAUAAGAACACGCAUGUUAGAAUGCAUGAUCUUGUAUGCGAGGUUGCUGUGUGGAUUGCGCCCAAAGAACAACAAGUCUUAUCAGUUGAAUAUGGAGGUGAACUGAAAGUUUGGCCUGAUAAAGAGUUCUUUAGAAUGUGCAGUAAGGUGUCUUUAAAAUCAAGCAACAUUCCCAUGCUUUCUCUAAUACCUCCAGGGGAGCGCCAGAGGCUAGAAAUGUUCUAUUUGUACAGGGAAGAUGUUGCAUCAAUGGAAAUACCAUCCAUUUUCUUCUGUCAAAUGGAGAAGUUGAGAGUGUUGGGUUUCACUAAUGUGUCUUUGCUGCAACUUCCCUCUUCUGUAGAGUUCUUGAUGAGUCUUCGAACCUUGUGCUUGGAGAAUUGCAAGUUGAAGGAUAUAAGUCGAGUGGGGCAGAUAACUAACUUGGAGGUUCUGAGUCUUGUGGCAUCCAGUUUUGAACUGCUGCCCAAGGAGAUAGGAGAAUUAUUGCAUUUAAGAUGGUUAGAUUUGACCGAUUGUUUCACAUUGAGAAUCAUUUCACCCAAUGUCUUGAGAAGAUUGGAAAAACUUGAAGAACUCAGAAUGAGAAAUGUAUUCAGUAUUUGGGAAGCUGAAAGGACUGAUGGUAUAUGUGAGCUGAAAGAUUGUUCCAACCUUCGUGCAUUAGAAAUUCAUAUACCAGAACCAAGUAUCCUCCCAUUGAACCUGGUGACAUUCAACAUACGAAUUGGAGAUAUUUUGAACUGGACGUAUAUGCCUCCACCAACGAGGAAUACUCUAAGAUUGGAGCUUAGUGAUGAUGUGAACCAAGGUGUUAUAGGGUUGCUGAGAAGAGUUGAAAUAUUGUUUUUGAAAGGCCAAAGUGUACUGAUUAUACUGUCUUUGACUGUUGAAGGAUUCUUGCAACUGAUAUUCCUCUCUAUUUCCGAUGUGAAUUUCACAUAUUUCAUUGAUAGGAAGAUUGUGUUUCCAAACUUGACAACAAUGCACGUCUAUGGCUGCCAUCAACUGCGAUAUUUGUUAUCAUUGUCGAUGGCUAGAAGCCUGGUCCACCUCAAGGAACUCAGGAUUACAGCAUGUGAAAGGUUGGAAGAAAUUGUUACAAUAAGCGAUCAAGCCCCCAGUGGAGAAACUACCAACAUCUUAUUCGGUAACCUUGUGACCCUUGAAUUGAUACAACUCUCAAAUCUCUUGAGAUUCUGUACCGAAAGUUCCCUUGAACAGGAAGGCGAGAGUGAGGGUGCUGGACAAGCAUGUCUUUUUAGUACACAGGUAAAAUUUCCGAGGUUGGAGAGUUUGCUGAUCAGUGAGCUAGACAAGUUGCAGAUACUGUGGAAUAAUGAGCUUUAUGAUCAAACUACAUUUUGCAGGCUCAAAAUUUUUUAUGUUGGAUCAUGUGCUGGUCUAGUCAGUAUCUUUGUUCCCCUUAUGAUGAGUAGAUUGGAUGCUUUGGAAACAUUAGCGAUACAAGACUGCAACUCAGUAGAAGUCAUAUUUGAAGUUGGAGAGAUAAUUUUUGGUGACCCGGAAACAGAGCUAGUGUUCCCAGAAGUAACAUCGAUAAGAUUUUUCAAUAUGCCAAACUUGUGUAGAUUAGAUCCAGGACUGCGUGCUUCUAGGUGGCCAUUACUCGAAAAGCUGAAUGUUAGUAAGUGUGAUAAGGUGAAGUUGUUAGCCGCAGAGAUUCUGGUAUCUCCAGAGAAUCAUGUUAUCAGCCCUCGAACUAAAGAUGCUCUAUUUCUUAUUUACAAGGAUUCAUUUCCCAACUUGGAACUGUUAGCGUUGGACGCCUCUGAGAUAUUCUAUGGUGCAUCAUCCCCUGCACACAUCUUUAGGAAAUUAGAACAUGUUGUGUAUCAGUUCUGGUCUCCUUUCUCCCAGCAAGACACAACAGAGUUCUUACAGAAACUACAUAAGCUUGUUACGCUUGAAGUGUGUGAUAAUGAUUGCACGGAGAUAUUUGUCAACGAAGCCAUUAAUGGUGAGGAGAUUCAAGCAGUUCAGACCCUCUCAGGUGUAAAAAGUUUGUCAUUCAAUGAUAUGCCCGUGCUCUUGCAAUUAGGAAAUGGAACAGUGGACCCAAUUUUCACAAACUUGGAGUCUCUAGUUUUGCUUUCCUGUGAGAGUUUGAGGAGUCUCUACUCAUCCGCCAUAUCCUUCCACAAUCUAACAGUUUUGACAGUCUCUGGUUGUGGCAGUUUGGUGUGCAUGAUGAGUUAUUCCAUGGCUAAGAGCUUAGUUCAACUGACAAGAUUGGAUGUGUCAGAUUGUGUUGCACUGCAAGUGAUCAUAGAGGCAAACGACGAAGGAAAAGGUGAUGUUGUUUUCAGCCGCUUGCAAUAUUGUGAACUUUCAUUAUUACCGAGACUACAAGGGUUUUGUUCAGCAAAUUGCAUAGUCAGACUCCCAUCCUCCACAGUCCUGGAAGUUGGUCGGGAAUGCCCAAUUCAGUUGAAGAUUUCUCCUAACGGGGUCUUGGUUUGUGAUCCAAAAGCAGAAGAGUAA